UAGGAAACAAAGUAUGUAAGCGAGCAGAUAGCAGAUGAGUGCAAGUUGGGCAACGUAGUAUCCUACUUUUUUCCCACGCCGGCAGUGAAGAGAGGAUUCCUCCUCAGAAUUGUCUAUGUAUUAAAUUCCCUCAUCCUAGUUCAAAUAAAAAAACCUGUAACGAAGAAAACCCCGUGUCUUCAUAACAAAACCCUAGGUCGCAAAAUAUGGAUCAUCGAUCGAGCCGAAACAAGGAUGAUGAUGAUGAUGAUCAUCAUACUCCCAUGGUGUUUAAGACUCAGCUCACGUUUCCGUGGGUUAGGACUGCAAGAGCUUACACGACCAAAGGGAGGAUCGGCGGCGGCGGCGGCGGCGGCAUGGUGGUGUACAAAGCAUCUGUGGUUUCAAGUAUUGCCAUGGAGAUUGAUAGAUGGUGUACUAGUACGCACACGUGUAGGACAUUACGCGUUCUCAAGGUGGCUGCUGAUCCAAAAUCCAUUUCAGAGCUCAAAGAAGAAUUGGGCAGAAGCAGGGGCGUCGACCUACACCGGAAUCUGAUCCGAAUCUAUUCGAGUUUUGGCGGUGAACAUGAGUCCGCCGCCGCUGUUGGUGGGCGUAAGAGGUUCUUGGCUGCCGUCCCGAUGCUUGACUAUACGUAUGGCUCUGUUAGGACCAUCAUGAGAAAACGCGGCGGCCGCGGGUUUCAGGGCCGGGAGGAUCUCAUUCUCUGUGUGCUCAGACCAAUCCUGAAUGCUCUCCGCUUCCUUCAUAAGCGGCGCAUUCCGCACGGAGAUAUCAGCGCAGGCCACGUUUAUGUCAGGUCCCCUUUAGGUGAAACCCAUGCCAUCCUCUCUGGCUCUCUCAUCGGCUUAGGUUAUGCUGCCAGUGUUUUUGAUGACGAUGGCUACGGCCGAGAGACUACGGGUUCUGCUUUUUUACCAUUGUCUUCCAUCUCUCGGUGGGCCGCUGCACCAGAAGUAGUCGCCUACCUGCAUCCGAAUCCUAAUAACAACAAUAAGCUUGCGUUUCCAGCUGCCGCGGCCUAUUCUGAAAAGGCUGACAUUUGGCUGGUGGGAAUCACUGCCUUGGAAUUGGCCUAUGGCGCUGGCGGCCUCCAAUUUCCAAACCGGAAUGCUUUGGAGGCCAUGGUUAUGGACAUAAUUUGCAACAACAAACUCCCGGCACCUGCUACUUCUAACGGGCAGAAUCAAUUCCAAGGAGCAAUUGAAACUUCAAAACAAGGGGCCAUCAAAACAGAGGACACAAAUUUGUUGAAGCAUCAUGCCAAAAAGUUGAUCCCUCUAUGCUCGAGUACAUGUGACGACGAUAGCAGGUCAUCAUUUUCCCGGAGCUUCACGAGCAUGGUCAUUCAAUGCCUCGCAUGGGAUCCUACAAAAAGACCCACUGCUCAUAAGCUUUUGUCACACAAAUUCUUCCGGAAGAACUUUUCCGGAUAUGAAGACGAUGGCAAGUACUUCUACGAUCAUCUGCUCAUCAAUGACAGCUUCACAACAGUACUUAAUUAAUAUACAACUGUUUCAUAUUGUUUCCAUUGAAGCUUGCACAGCCAACUUUUACCAAACUAUAUAUGUUGAAGAAUAUCAUCAUAUUAUAUGUGUUGCUACGUAUUGGAGAAAGAAGUUUCUCAUUCUUCAUU
This is a messenger RNA of Cuscuta epithymum, 1636 nucleotides long. NCBI's taxonomy places the organism in Eukaryota, Viridiplantae, Streptophyta, Magnoliopsida, Solanales, Convolvulaceae. The record is from the annotation of a GenBank genome assembly.